AUGCUCCUCUCAUUCAAAACCCUCUUCGUCGCUGCUGCGGCGUGCACUCUUCCGUUCCAGGCGGCUGCCAGUGUUCUGCCUUCUCCCUUCCAGCAAAACAAUACCCUUCUGCCCAGGGCUGAUGCGGAUGGGACCCUCUCCGGCAAAGACCCUGAUGGCAUUUUCUAUGUGAAAGAUUUCAUCAAUGCAUACACUUCAAAGGUCCCAGACGAGGACCGUGUUGGUAUUUUUUGGGCUGGCGGAGCGACAACAGCUGAUGACUUUGAAAACAUUUACGAGUUCAUCGAAAUGAGAUUGGACUUCAAGGGGAAGCUCUUCAGUGAUGUGUUUGAUUUCAAUUUCUUCCAGACCAAUAUGAACCUUGGUACGGAGCAAAAUAAUCUCUACUGGAGGGCAAUGUAUCGAGCUUCCAAAGGCAAGCAGACCCGCUACAACUUCAAACGAAUCUGGAGCCUUAGGCUUAUUGUCUUCUUCUCGACAGCUCUUGCUGCUGCUGCCACCAAUGGAAAGGCCUACGUGUAUAUGAAUAACAACAACUGCCGGACUCUCUUCUCUCCUCCGUCCCAGCAUCCUCAAGAUGUGGAUCCCGAUCAUGGUGGUCAGGCCACAAACGGCGAGAUUUUCUACUAUGCAGAAUUGCCAACACUCAUGCGUAAUCCGAACAUCGACCAGAUCAUCACCUUUUCGAAAGUGAAUAGGAAGUUUGUCGUCAAUGUGGCGUGGGACGUGAACAGGGAUACCGACAAGCCCAGAGACUACCUUCCGGAAAUCUCCAUGGACGCAGUUCCAAUCGUUCUUCCGCCAGAAGCCGGCCGGCCUCCGAUGAAACGCUCUACAUCUACGACAGGUAAAGCGUGGUAG
This is a messenger RNA of Rasamsonia emersonii CBS 393.64, 861 nucleotides long. RefSeq lists its product as uncharacterized. The transcript is spliced from 3 exons. Bases 1 to 861 code for a protein of 286 amino acids. Lineage: Eukaryota; Fungi; Ascomycota; Eurotiomycetes; Eurotiales; Trichocomaceae. The record is from RefSeq and is a predicted model, not a curated record.